Euleptes europaea (tarantolino) is the source of this 4798-nucleotide messenger RNA. It is a transcript of the gene COL3A1, whose product is annotated as collagen type III alpha 1 chain. Gene Ontology annotation, molecular function: extracellular matrix structural constituent; protein binding. Lineage: Eukaryota; Metazoa; Chordata; Lepidosauria; Squamata; Sphaerodactylidae. The transcript is spliced from 52 exons. The coding region runs from base 1 to 4662 and encodes 1553 amino acids. The record is from RefSeq and is a predicted model, not a curated record.
AUGGACAACGGCAGCAAAAAUGAGGCCAAAUGGAAUUUGAUGCAAGCCCCCGCUGCAAAUGCAACAAAAUCCUGCAUUCUGCUUUCCGUGCACAUGCAGCAACAGAGCUUAGAAGUGCAUGCAGCACAUGCCCUGACAAACAUGUGCGGGCUGAUGUUCCAUUCCCAUGCAGAGCUUCCCGACCACGGCCGUCCCAGCUGCGUUCUGUAUCUGCUUCAGACGGCUGUCGGUUCGAUGGCUUGCGAGGAACCUGCGCUGUCGAAGCGAUGCACUGUGUGCCAGGGCGAGGAAGUCGAAGGGGUGGCUGUGAAACGCCGCUGCGAUAAAAGCCGGCAGUCUUUCCAUGCGCUUGAACAUGUCCUAGGAGCAUGCACUCACCUCGGCCAAGUGUACGCAGACAGAGACGUGUGGAAACCCGAACCGUGCCAGAUCUGUGUGUGUGACUCAGGAGCUGUCCUUUGUGAUGACAUCAUCUGUGACGAACAGGAACUAGAUUGCCCCAACCCAGAGAUCCCAUUUGGAGAAUGUUGUCCAAUGUGUCCACAGUCAACACCAGAACCUCCCGUCACCGGCCCUGCGAUUCCAAACGGACCCCAAGGCCCCAGAGGAGAUCCUGGUCCACCUGGUACUCCUGGAAGGAAUGGCACACCUGGUCAACCAGGAGCUCCAGGACGUCCUGGCACCCCUGGGGAUCCCGGAGUCUGUCCAAGUUGCCCCAAUAUCGGUAAUGGACCAAACUAUGCGUCUCAGUAUGACACCUAUGACACCAAAUCUGGACAACAAUAUCCCUUCCCAAGAUUAGGAGCCCCUGGCCCUCCUGGGGCCCCCGGUCCCGCAGGUCAGCCCGGAGCACCUGGAUCGCAUGGAUACCAAGGCCCACCAGGAGAACCCGGGCAAGCAGGCAGUCCGGGCCCCGCCGGUCCCCCAGGAUUACUUGGUCCACCUGGCCCAGCUGGAAAAGAUGGAGAAUCUGGAAGGCCUGGAAGACCCGGUGAACGUGGAUUGCCUGGACCUCCUGGCCACAAAGGUCCCUCUGGUAUGCCUGGAGUCCCCGGAAUGAAAGGCCACAGAGGAUUUGAUGGAAGAGAUGGUGCCAAAGGUGAUGCUGGCGCUGCUGGUCUAAGGGGUGAGAAUGGACUUCCCGGAGAAAACGGAUCUCCUGGACCAAUGGGCCCAAGAGGUCAACCAGGUGAAAGAGGAAGACCAGGAGGACCAGGACCUGCUGGUGGUCGUGGCAAUGAUGGUUCUCCAGGAGGGGCUGGCCCAAUUGGUCCACCUGGCCCACCUGGACCUACAGGAUUUCCAGGGUCUCCAGGUUUUAAGGGUGAAGUUGGCCCUGGGGGUCCCCCUGGAUCUUCUGGCUCACCAGGACCAAGAGGAGAACCUGGGCCUCAAGGCCAGGCCGGUGCUGCUGGUCCUCCAGGUCCUGGAGGACGCGACGGAAGCCCUGGUGCCAAAGGUCUCCCCGGUCCUUCUGGUAUUCCUGGAUCUCCAGGAUUGCUUGGAGCUCGUGGCCCCCCCGGGCCCGCUGGUACUAACGGAAUCCCCGGACAAAGAGGCCCAUCUGGCGAACCUGGUAAGAAUGGCGGCAAAGGAGAUCCAGGGGCAAGAGGCGAGCGGGGUGAAAAUGGUACACCCGGUACAGCUGGCCCCCCAGGGGAAGAAGGCAAGGCGGGAGCCCCUGGUCAACCUGGUACGAACGGAUUGCCUGGAAAUCCAGGAGAGAGGGGUGCUCCAGGUUUCAGUGGACCUGCAGGUAGAAAUGGGGCGCCAGGUGAAAAGGGUCCUGCUGGUGAACGAGGUGGCCCCGGCAGCUCAGGACCAAGAGGAGGUCCUGGUGAACCUGGGCGUGAUGGAUCUCCAGGGCUUCCUGGGAUGAGAGGCUUAACCGGAAGUCCAGGAAGCCCAGGAUCAGACGGAAAGCCAGGCCCUGCUGGUAAUCCAGGAGAAUCUGGUCGAAGUGGUCCUCCCGGCCCAGCAGGCCCACGUGGUCAACCAGGUGUGAUGGGCUUUCCCGGUCCAAAGGGUAGUGAGGGUUCACCGGGCAAAAACGGAGAAAGAGGUCCACCUGGAAAUGCUGGUGGACAGGGACCCCCUGGAAAGGAUGGUGAAGGGGGAGCUCAAGGUCCUCCAGGACCUGCUGGUCCGGCUGGUGAAAGAGGGGAACCCGGAUCAACAGGCCCACCUGGUUUCCAGGGACUGCCUGGUAGUUCAGGACCAGCUGGAGAGAAUGGAAAACCUGGAGAAGCGGGUCCAAGAGGAGAAAACGGAGCCCCGGGACUCCCAGGGGGCAAGGGUGAAAAUGGCGUCCCAGGCGAACGUGGCGCACAAGGACCCCAGGGGCCUCCAGGAGGUCGAGGUGGAGCAGGGCCCCCAGGACCAGAAGGCACAAAGGGUCCUGGUGGUCCUCCAGGACCUCCCGGGGGAACAGGACCACCUGGAUUGCAAGGAAUGCCUGGCGAGAGAGGAGGAUCCGGAAGUCCUGGACCUAAGGGAGAAAAGGGAGAACCUGGUUCCAGAGGUGGUGACGGCUUGCCUGGUAAAGAUGGCGGAAGGGGUCCUGUUGGUUCCAUUGGUCCCCCUGGUCCAGCUGGCCAGCCUGGUGAUAAGGGAGAAUCUGGUUCAGCAGGGCCACCUGGCCCAACCGGUCCCCGUGGUGGUCCCGGAGACAGAGGAGAGCAUGGCCCCCCUGGUCCUGCUGGCUUCCCCGGUGCUCCUGGACAAAAUGGAGAGCCUGGUGGUAAAGGAGAAAAAGGCCCUUCUGGUGAACGAGGCGAGCCAGGGCCCCCCGGGGCUGCAGGUCCACUUGGAGGUCCCGGGGCACCAGGUCCCUCUGGUCCACAAGGAACCAAAGGAGAGCGUGGCGCUCCAGGUCUUGCAGGUCAGGCAGGCUUUCCUGGUACUCGUGGCUUACCUGGUCCUCCGGGCAACAACGGCAACCCCGGGCCACCUGGCCUUGCAGGUCCUUCAGGCAAAGACGGCCCCCCUGGUCCUGCUGGGUCCACUGGCCCUGCUGGAGGCCCAGGAGGUGCUGGUCCAAAAGGGGAGCCUGGCUCGCCCGGUGAAAGAGGCCCAGCAGGUGGACGAGGAGAACCGGGUACACCAGGUCCUUCAGGAAUUAUAGGCAUACCUGGACAACGUGGUAUUGCAGGAUUGCCAGGCAUGAGAGGAGCCCCAGGGCCUGUUGGUCUACCUGGUGUCAAGGGUGAAGAUGGAAAAUCAGGAUCCAACGGCAGCCCAGGAGAACGAGGGCCUCCCGGUGCUCAAGGUCCUCCUGGACUUAGUGGAACACCCGGAGAAUCAGGCAGAGAUGGAAACCCUGGACAAGAUGGCGUGCCGGGUCGUGAUGGAUCCUCUGGACCAAAGGGUGAUCGUGGUGAAAAUGGCUCCCCUGGUGCACCGGGGCUUCCUGGCCAUGUUGGUCCCCCAGGGAAUGCUGGCGCACCUGGAAAAUCAGGUGAUAGAGGAAAUCAAGGUCCUGCUGGUCCCGCUGGCCCCUCUGGCCCUGCUGGUAUCCGUGGUGCUCCUGGCCCCGCCGGCACACGAGGUGAUAAAGGAGAACCUGGAGAACGUGGCCUCAAUGGAAUCAAGGGUCAUCGAGGAAUCCCUGGUAUCCCAGGACCUCCUGGUUCAAUUGGUGCAGUGGGUCCCCAAGGUCCAAAUGGAAGCCCAGGACCUGCCGGAGCAAGAGGGCCCCCUGGACCUCAUGGCCCUUCUGGAAAGGAUGGUACAAGCGGCUACCCUGGCCCCAUUGGUCCUCCCGGUCCCCGUGGAACCCGAGGCGAAGCUGGAACAGCGGGUCCCCCUGGUCAUUCUGGAGCACCUGGUCCCCCUGGUCCCCCUGGAGCUCCUGGUCCAUGUUGUGGUGGUGGUGAUGGUGUUGGUGCUUUAGGACAAUGGGAGAAAGGACAGAACUACUAUGGAGACCAGCCACCUGAUGACAAAGUUACCAUGAAUGACGUUAUAUCCUCAUUGAAGUCAAUCAACAAUCAGAUUGAAAACAUCAUCAGCCCCGACGGCUCACGGAAGAAUCCAGCCCGUAACUGCAGGGACCUGAAGUUCUGCCAUCCUGAACUGAGCAGUGGAGAGUACUGGAUCGAUCCUAACCAAGGUUGUAAAUUGGAUGCCAUUAAAGUGUUCUGCAAUAUGGAAACUGGUGAGACAUGCAUCAAUGCCAAUCCCAGAAGUAUUCCACAGAAAAACUGGUGGACAAGCCCAGGACCGGAAAAGAAGCACAUUUGGUUUGGAGAGUCCAUGAAUGGUGGCUUCCAGUUCAGCUAUGGUGACCCCGAUCUUCCAGAAGAAGUGGCAGAUGUCCAGCUGGCCUUCCUUAGAAUUCUCUCUAGCCGAGCAUCACAGAACAUCACCUAUCACUGCAAGAACAGCAUUGCUUACAUGGACGAGGCCAGCAUGAACGUGAAACGGGCACUGAAGUUCAUGAGUUCCACUGACAGCGAAAUCAAGGCAGAAGGAAACAACAAAUUCACAUACAGUGUUCUGGAAGAUGGUUGCACUAAACACACCGGCGAAUGGGGCAGAACAGUCUUUGAGUACCGAACACGCAAGACGAUGAGAUUGCCUGUGGUAGAUAUUGCACCCUUCGAUAUCGGCGCCCCCAAUCAGGAAUUUGGCGUGGACAUUGGCCCAGUCUGCUUCUUAUAAACCAAGAAUAAUGCUCCUUGUGAACCCCAGCGAACCAAUUCACACUCCAUCUUUGCUCUUCUCGUUUUAACCCUGUCAACAAGUAGAAUCAAAUCAACUGUGUCCCAGUUAUUUAUUUACCAAAAUUCUGGAGGGG